AUGCAAAGUGCUGAAUGGUCUGAUGAUUAACAUUGUGCAGACUACACAGCUAGCACACCAUGACCAGAACGACAGUGCAAAAUUGCUGGUUCUGCAAUUUAAUGGGUUAACGGCCCGGACACAACAUGCAUGUCUAAUCAUUGAAGAACCCAGAGCGCAUGGCAUCUCGAUCAUAUAUUCCCUGCGCUCGCUGCCACUCUUCUUCGUUAACCUCCCACUAUCCACUCACGUUUCAAGCAUCGAGUGAGAAACAGCAUCGUCGACGUCCAUCGACCUCUUCGUGCAUGAGAAACGGCAUGGCCGCUCCUAGGUUCAGGCCGAUCGAGGAGUGCGCCACGGAAGGGCGGUCGCGGCAGACGGUCGCCGCCGACCUCGACGGCACGCUGCUCCUGUCCCGGAGCGCGUUCCCCUACUACCUCCUCAUCGCGCUCGAGGCCGGCGGCCUCCUGCGCGCGCUCGCCCUCCUCGCGUCCGUGCCGCUGGUGUACCUCACCUACAUCUCCGUGUCCGAGCCGCUGGCGGUGCGCACGUUCGUGUACAUCGCCGUGGCUGGCCUGAGGGUUAGCGACGUCGAGGCGGUGGCGCGGUCGGUGCUCCCCAGGUUCUACGCCGGCGACGUGCACCCGGAGGGGUGGCGGGUGUUCCGCUCGUUCGGCAGGAGGUGCAUCGUCACGGCGAGCCCCCGGGUGAUGGUGGAGCCGUUCGCCAGGGCGUUCCUCGGCGCCGACAGGGUCAUCGGGACGGAGCUGGAGGUGGACGGGUCCGGGCGGGCGACGGGGUUCGUCGCGCAGCCCGGCGUGCUCGUCGGCGAGCACAAGAGGCAGGCGGUGACGAGGGAGUUCGGCGACGCGCUGCCGGACGUCGGCAUGGGGGACAGGGAGAGUGACUUCGACUUCAUGUCCAUCUGCAAGGAAGGGUACAUCGUGACUCGGAGUAAGUACAGCCCGGUGCCAAAGAACCAGCUGGAGGGCCCCGUCAUCCUCCACGACGGCCGCCUCGUCCAGCGCCCGACCGACAUCAACGCCCUGCUCACCUUCCUGUGGUUGCCGAUCGGCUUCGCCCUGGCGCUCCUCCGCGUGCACGUCAAGCCGCUCCUCCCCGACCGCGUCGCCUUCUACGCCUACAAGCUCAUGGGCGUCAAGCUCGCCGUGCGCGGCAACCCGCCGCCGCCGGCCACGAAGGGCCGGCCGGGCGUCCUCUUCGUGUGCAACCACCGCACCGCUCUCGACCCGACCAUGGUCUCCGUCGCGCUGGGCCGCACGGUGACACGCGUCACGCACAACAGCGCCUCCGGCGUCCUGACGGACCACACCUCGCCGGUCAAGACCGUCGUGCUGUCCGGGGACCGCGACGGCGACGCGGCCCGCAUCGGGCGGCUGCUCGAGGAGGGCGACCUCGUCGUGUUCCCCGAGGCCACGGCGUGCCGCGAGCCGUUACUGCUGCGGUUCGGCGCGCUCUUCGCGGAGCUCACGGACCGCAUCGUGCCCGUGGCCAUCGCCACCAAGGAGAGCAUGUUCCACGGCUCGACGGUCCGCGGGCUGAAGGCCAUGGACCCCUACUUCUUCUUCAUCAACCCGCGCCCGACGUACGUGAUCACGUUCCUCGACCAGCUGCCAAGGGAGCUCACCUGCGGCGGUGGCAAGUCGCCGGUCGAGGUGGCGAACUACGUCCAGAAGUUACUGGCCCGGGUGCUCGGGUUCGAGUGCACGAGCAUCACGCGCGAGGAGAAGUACGGGGAUCGUCGGAGCCGCGUGGCGUCCAACGACGACGGACCUGGAGAAGCCAACAGCAAGGGCAAAGAAGUUUGCAUGAGGGAGGCCGGAGGGAAGGAAGGAGCUCGCCGGAGGGCUGCCCCAUCAUCUAUCUUAGGGUGGGGGUUGGAGGCGGCAGCACGAUGGUGGUCGGGAGCGGUAGCACGGGGCGGUGCAAGUUCGCCGGCGAAAAUCUCCGUCGGUGCCGGGGCUAGGGGGAGGGGGCGGCGACACGGUGGUGGGCCGCGGUUGGGGAAGGGCGGUGCGGCGAGGCUAUGCGUGAGCGCCAUCGUUUGCGGGUGGCGGGAGCAGGUGGUUAGGCCGGCGACGGCGGGGUGGUGGAGAAGAAGGAAGCAGGAUGUUGAAGAAGGAAGUUGGUCCAUUCAUUUUCGCAUCCAAUGGUUGGUAAAAUCGACUGACCCAAAAGAAAAUUCAGGCGGUUGUCGAAGGGAGGGGGGCAUUUCAGCCCACGCUUUUCUCCACCCAUCGCCGCUUACGAUUCCGGCCAUACCAGCCGUCGGGGUCACGAUGGUGGGCCACCACACACCCGAGAUUGUCCUUCACCACUUCCUCCUUCCUCGGCCGGCGGGAAAGUUGCAGAUCGGCGGCUGUUUGUCGUGGCCGCCAGAUUUGGCGUUUCCGGCCACCGACGGCUGCGCCAAACCAUGGAUUGGUCGGGGAGCACCCCGCACAACCCCGACAAAGCCCUAACGAUGUAUGCGGGUACUGGCUCGUCCUCUAGCCGUCGUCGUCGGUUUGCCGGCUAGGACUCGGCCGGCGCUCGCGCAGCGGCUCGCCGGCUCGCCGAUGCCGCUCAUACAAUGUGACUACUGCAUACAGAUAGUGCUGCGCCUAACGUCUAGCACGCCGCAACACCCCAGAUAGGUAUUCUUCAAAUGCGAAAACGACGGAGUAUGUUCUUAUUUUCAUUCAGCUUUGUCAACCUAUUCGGUUCAAUUUCGAUAGCUUAUUGAGAUGGUCAUAUGGGUAGGAAGGUGGACGCUCAUUUUGGUAUUGGGAAAAAGAAUACAUCAAUUUAUUGAUAGAAAUAAACUUAAUAUAUGUUCGUGCGCUCGGUUGUAGAAUUGAGGCAAAUAA
Messenger RNA from Triticum aestivum (bread wheat), 2849 nucleotides. Its product is annotated as glycerol-3-phosphate 2-O-acyltransferase 6-like. The coding region runs from base 159 to 2462 and encodes 767 amino acids. Gene Ontology annotation, cellular component: membrane. Gene Ontology annotation, biological process: cutin biosynthetic process. The record is from RefSeq and is a predicted model, not a curated record. NCBI's taxonomy places the organism in Eukaryota, Viridiplantae, Streptophyta, Magnoliopsida, Poales, Poaceae. Gene Ontology annotation, molecular function: phosphatase activity; glycerol-3-phosphate 2-O-acyltransferase activity. The transcript has 3 exons.